Messenger RNA from Symbiodinium sp. CCMP2456, 353 nucleotides. The record is from the annotation of a GenBank genome assembly. NCBI's taxonomy places the organism in Eukaryota, Dinophyceae, Suessiales, Symbiodiniaceae.
AUGGUGCGCUCUGAAGUGUUCUACGACGCCGUGCAGGGCGGGGGCCGAAGCACCUCCACACUGCUCGCGUCAGCGGCGGUGUGCACACGGAGUCAGGUUUUGCCUCAUUUCCUGGACACGCCGCAGAUCCGCCUCGAGGCACGCAACAGAGCCUUCGCAGACUUUUCAAGCUUUCUGGAGAACAAGGAUCUAGCGAAGCAAGCAGGUCACGAUGCCGAUGGUGCACUAGACUUAGCAUACAACGCGGAGAUUCAAACAUUUCGGGCGGACGAGAAGGUGGAGGACUCUGAGGAGCAGGUCGAGGCGGCUGAGGGAUGGGAGGAGUACGAGCUGUGUCCUGGCUUCGAAAUGGU